CUAAAUAUGACGUCACGUAGCUGUCACUUCAACGCGGAAGGCGACUAAGGCGCAGGAGGAAAAGAAAUGAUCUGCUCCACGUCAGUGAAGUGGAACGACGACGUUAUCGUGAGCUGAUAGCUCCGCACCACCACCAGCACUCUACCGACGUCCCCUGGUUCACGUCGCCGCUUGGAGGCUCCACACAGCCCCUAUGAGCCGAGCCGGAGAGGCGUUGGGAAUCCGUUGAAAGACUACCCCACCAUCCUCUCAGCCUAUCGAUGGGUGAAUCCGGCUCGCGUCGCUCCACGCUGGUUUCCCGCCUGCCCAUCUUCCGCCGGAGCAACAGCAAGCGGCAGGAUUCCUUGCCGUCGUCGCCGUCAUCGGGCGGCAACUGCGUGCACACUUCAUCUCCCUCCAGCACAAAUUCAAGCUCGGGGAGCACCGGCAAAAGGCGGAGCCUCUUCCGCGCCCCUUCCCUCAGCUUCUCGGCAAAGCGAAGCAGCCAGCCUCGUGUCCAGCCCAUCAACUUGAACCUCGCGUCGCCCCCGCCGCCAGCGCAGUCCACUGACGCCAACGGGAACAGCCAGCAGCCGAUUACGACGUCACAGUCGGCGGGUUUAAGCGAUGCUCACCCAAAGUCGCGACAUUCCUUUGGCUUCGGGAGCCACCGGCAGAAGAAAAUCACGCGCUCUCAGACGCAGGAUUUCGACAAGGUGUCGGCGUCCUCUUCCGCGACGAAUCGGAACGUAUUCAUCAACUGCCUCAGCGGCUCGGCGGUCAACGAGGGCGAUGACUCGGGUUUCAUCGAAGAAUACGGCAACAGCAGCAAGCGCUCGUCGCGACACAAGAAGCACCUGCUGCCCAAGUCCCUCUCGGCCCACCACCACUUAUCUCACCAAAGACCCCAAGGGGACAAUCAGAAGUGUGUCGUUACUGCUCCCGUCACCCCGGGCGCCGGAGGGCUCACCCCGGGGUCUUGUCCAAGCGACGGCAGCCUGGAGAGCUCCCUCCAGUCUCCCAUGGUAUCAGAGGACCGUACCACGGCCAUCACCCCUUCUGAGUUCAUCCCCAUCACAGAGGACUCCGUCUCUGAGGCCGAAGCUCUGCCAGCUAUCAGUCCUGGACCCGCCCUCGCGUCUGCACUGACCGCCGACUCGUUCUCGGCUGAGGGUCCAUCGGUCCCGGAGACAUUCAGCGGGACCAUCUCGUCCUCACAGGUUUUCUUCUCUCCUGCUCCAUCUGGCAUUGAGAAACCAUUACUCCCCGACUCCAGCACGACCAACAACACCGACUACGAGACGGCCGUCUCCCUCUCGGAACCGGAAACCGCCGUACUCUGCCCGUCCCCGCAGCAACUAUCGCCGGAUAAGAGGAAAGAGCAUGAAAAAGAGCAAGACGGGGCCGGAACAGGGACGCCGGGACGGGAUUCGGUGAAUGCAGAGACCACCAGCGAGAGUGAGGCCGGAGCGCCGAGAAGCGAUGGCUGCCGCUCGUACCCGGAACAGACGGAGAGGAGGGCGAGGCACACUCUAUCGGUUCACGAAAGAGGAAGCUUUUGUGGCUGUCGUGACCCCAGGUCCUGUCACCUAAGGAAGCCGCACACAGCCUCGUUGUGCAGCAGUGUCAGCCCCUACCAUGAGGUGAUGCGCUUGGAGAGGCGCUUGCGUUCCUCCUCGGAAGGGGCCGGCGGUCCUCGUAUCCACGGCAACCACCGGGACACCCCCAGCGUGGAAGGAUGCGGCCUGCUGAAACACAGGAACAACUCGUCAUCAUCCAAACUGGGAAGUUUGGAUGUCCUGAAUAAUUUGGGCUCCUCUGAGCUGGAUGAAGAUGACCUCAUGUUGGACCUGGACCUAUCUGACGAUCAGCGCCAUCGUCACGUUUCCAGACAAGACUCCAGCCAGUCCUUGGCAUCUUGUCUCAACCUGCUCCACUCACCCAUCGAUCCAUCAGGAGAUCGCAUCCCAGUCAAAGACAACUGCCACAGGGAGCCUCGGCGUCCGACGAGCCUCCUGCCUGCCGACUGCAGCUCGGCUCUGCUUCUGGGUAGGGAAGAUGAGCCCUUGCCUCCUGGCGUGGAGACCCUCCCCCUGCGGCUGAUGCAGCAGGACUGCACCGCUGUCAAGACCCUACUUUUGAGGCUGAGGCGCACCCUGCAGGAGAGCACCGAGACGAGUCCUGCCAGCAGUCUUCAGUCUCUGCCCAUUAGCCCCUGCAGUGAAAAGUCUCUUCCAUUGAAGGACUGGAGCAGAGAGGAGGUGUUGCUGCAGCAACUGAAGGAAAAAGACGAGCUGAUUCUCCGGCUUCAAAGUGAACUGGACAGUGCCAGAGCCGCCCUGAAGAUGAAAGACGGCCACGCGAGUGACCGCGCCACGCAGACGGAGCACAUGGGGCCAGAGGCCAACAACCAUCCAGGGUGGUCGUCAGGACCAGGCAGCAGCAGCAGCAGCAGCAGCAGCAGCAGCAGCAACAGCAGCCUGCCCCCAAAGGAACGAAGAGCAGUGUGGGCCGGGGAUGCACCGCCCCCUCCGCCACUCGCAGGGGACCUCGCUAACGACCCCCAUCACCUGCUAGUUCUUGGUUCCGCCACAGAGGAGAAUCACUCCCACCCACCUGCCAGCGCACCGAAUACAGCCCACCGUUCUUUAAUCGCUGCUGCCCAGCCUCACCUUCACCACGCAAUGCCAUCUUUGACCGGCGAGCAGCCGGAAAGGGUCUCAUCUUCUUCUGAGUCCUUAGGAGGAAGCUUGACAUCCCGCAAAGGGGAGCUUCACCACCACAGUCUCAUCCCCCGGGCGGUGGGCGUCUCCUCCUCCAGCCUCCACAGCCUGGCCAGCAGGGGGAGCAUCUCAUCGUCGGGCCUCCCGUCCCCUCCCAACCCAACCUCCACCUCCUCCUCUUCCUCUUCUUCUUCCUCACCCUUCACGGGGCGCCUGGGGCAACCGCCCCGGGGCCCGCUGUCCCUGCACAGCUACUCUCGUAAAAACGUCUUCCUCCAGCACUCUCUGCACACCGCCGACCUCCAGGCGCUCACGCAGAGAGACACUUGAUCGCGAGCGGACAUUUUGUUUGCUCUUUUCCAAAGUCGCAAAAGAAACGGUGCACCAAUUGAACGGAAUGUUCCACGCAACUCUCGUGGGCGGAUCUUCACUGACUUCACUUUUGUUCACGCACACGACACAUAACACCGAUUUCUUUACUCAUCUCACAAAGUAAAAAAGAAACAAAAUGCGACGAAAAAAAACAUUGACCCCCCCCCAAACACACACACACAUAGAAAGGCAAUCACAAGAGAAAACAAGAAACACUGGUGAAAUUCACCUGAACACAACCAGGCUUCAGGCCUGCAUGAGCCCUCUCUGAAUUUUUUUUCACACACACACACACACACACACACACACACACACACACACACACACACACACACACACACACACACACACACACACACCAAAUGUCGAAGCUCCCACGUGGUGUCAUGCCAACAGUUUAGUUGUGCUUACACCCACGUGCAUGCACUACAAAGUACACACCUGCGCGCACACACAACCAUCCAGAUAUGCUCAUGGAUGGCUAAAAGGAAACAGGAUGAACCUCAACCGAGAAAUGGUGUUUGUUAUUUUUGAAUGUAAUUAUUUUCUUUUCAUACUUUUAAUUUAUUUGAAGCUUUUUUGUGUGGUUUUUUUUUGUUGUUGCUGCUGAACGCAAUGGGGACUGACUGUCAACCGUGCUUUGCAGGGAUGCUCGCCGAUGCCGUUGUCUCACGUUGCCAAAAUGAACGCAUCAGUUCCUGCACAUCCUCCCUCCCUCCCUCCCUCCCUCCAUUCAUCCAUCCAUCCUUCCUUCCGCCUUUUGUUUCUUCCGUCCAGUGUGUGCGGGGUGCUGACGCUUAAAGGGACACUUAACAGGUGAGCGUCCGAAGUCUUAACUAAGUUAGCUUAACUAAGAAGACUUAGCGAAGUCUGCCGCUAAGUUUUUCAAGAAGGGAACUUAACGUAUACGGCUGGUGAGCGCAUUUGUAAAAGUCCACUUUAUAAUUUAUUACAGCAGCACUCAUGUAGAAACAAGAUUUGAAAAAUUAUAUUGGAAAAUUCUAAACUCAUACAUUGAAGGAUUUUGUUGUUAUUUUUGUAAUGUUGCUCUUGAUUUUUAAUCAAUGGGCAGCAUGGUGGUAUAAAGGUUAUCAUAUCGACCUCACAGUUCUGAGGUUCUGGAUUUUAAUCCCUCCUGUGUGGAAGUUGCACGUGACUCGAUUUAACCCCCCGUGCCAAAAGAACACGCAUGUUAUGUUCAGAUCCGAAAUCAUUGAUUGAAUGGUGAUUGUUUGUCUAUACACUUAAGUACCCUGUGAUUGGCUGGCAAUCAGUCCACAGUGUAAAUCGCGUCUUUGGCUCCACUGUCUGCAACCCGAAUGAGAAUAGGCAUGAUGGAAAGUGGAUGGAUGGGUUCCCCACGCCUGCUUUUAAAAUCCAUAAACUCCAAAAUAAUUCCAGAAUCGUGUCGUUGUAGUUUCUAGUUCUUCGUUUGAGGCCAAAAUAUUUUAAAAAACAUUCAUAGACACCAAAAGGGUAAUUUACACAGUUUUGGGGCUGUCUUUAACCAGCAAAUAAGUUGAUCCAUCUAAAAUUUUGGCAACAAAAGUCCUGACUUUUGUUGCCAAAAUGUCAAAACAUUGACAGAAAGACACACAUACUGUACAUCAAAGCUUUCAAAACUGAAAACCGUCGAAAAACUUUCCAUGUAUCACUUCAUUGGUGUGAUCGACUUAAAUUGAAAUUCAAGCAGAGACUUCAAGCCUGCCAGAAAGUUUGUAGAUUUUGAAUUCAAGCGGAAACAUCUAAUUGCUGGCAAAGUUUUUUUUUUUUUUUUUUUAAAUGUACACCCAUUUUUCUGGUCAGAUUACAACCAUGUUGAGUGAGUUGAAGAUUUGAUGAUGUCAACAGUUUGACGGGGGAAGGUUCCAGUUGUAUGGGAAAAGUGCUUCCAAAUUGGACACACUGGACAAUUUUUGUGCUUUUCCAAUACAACAAACGCUAAUCUGGUUUCUGAAAGAGGCGGCGUCCAAUUGUUUUGUCUCCAACUUCAAACCUCGUUAGUAUGGAUCCAUUUUUACAUUAAGAGUCUGAGUAAAAGGUUAUGCACGACACCGCCAUUUUGGCUCAACCGCGUAUUUAUUGCUGCUGGAUGCCAGAACCCCGCCAUUUUUCUUUCCCUUCAAGUCCUUCUCUGACUUCAUUCACCUCAAUCCUGUUUAUCACACUCCGCUUUCUUUCAACCUACGGUACUGACAUUCCAUCUCAUUGAAGACUCAAAAAGCUAUAUUUCGAAUGGUGGGAAUAUUAUUUUUAUUUUUUAUUAUUGCCUUAUUUAUGUUUACCACCAUAGAAAACAUGAAGAACAAUCACGCAGUGGAAAGGACAUGAAUAACUAUGAUGAUGCUAUCAUGAAGGAAUGGAAAAAAACCAAGAUAUCGUUUUAGCUUUUUAAAAUGUUGCUGAUGAAAUGUUUUGUUUUUGUUCUGGAAUCACUUUUUGGAUUGUAAAUGACCCGACCUGUAUAUAUGAUUCUUAUGAGAAGGUGUGAACAAACUUGCCUGUCAACAGGCCAGUUAGAGUAGACGUGGCCAUUAAAAAAAAAAAAAACAAACAAAACAACAACAACAAUCGUUCCAGAUCCUAAUCGUGAUAGCAUGUACGUACACGCACUUCUGAAGGCCUUUGCACUUUAGCUCAGUGCGACCUAAAAAAAACCUCAUGGGGGAAAAAAAGACAUCAAGCUAAAAAGUUUGGAAAAGUGUUUUUUGACGAUUUUCACGCAAUGCUUCUUUCCUGUAAAUAUUGUUGUUGAAAAGACUGUUGACUUCCCUUUUGAGCCAAUGCCCUGUUUGUGUGAAACCCUUCAUUUUGUGGGCUGAGCAAGCGCAAUUUAGCGUGCGAUGCUAAUCACACACUGUUGCGAGAUGGCAUUUGCAUCCUCCAAAGCCUUUUGUGACAAACGGGCCACCAUUUCAAAGGGAAAAUACAUUUUCGUUUACAAUGGUGCAGCAAGACAAAUGAGUACGCGAUGAUGGUCGCACACUGCUGUGGGACGAGGAGCUUGAACUCCUCACGCCACAAACGUGGGUUACUUGCAAACGGAUUAUUGCUUUAAAGUGAAGGAAACAUGCUUUACAAUCAUAAUUUUGCAAUAGAGUACUGUAUGUCCUGCUGGUCACACACUGCAUCAUUUCUAAGGGAUUUUUAUUUAUUUUAUUUUUUUUCUUCGAAGGAGCCGUGGGUUGGGCAGCACAAAUGCCAUUCCACAAAAAAAAAAAAAAAAGUGUGUGACCAGCAUGCCAUUCUCAACAUUUGAAAUGGCUUUCCAAUGAUAAAGGAAAGAAGCAUUGUGAAAAAGGCCUAUUUCCAAACCUUUUGUUGUAUGUUUAAAUAAGCUGCUUCAUUCCAGUCAAGGUUGAAUUGGGGGUCAUUUAUUGAUAUAUCUUUGACCAAACAUAUAUGAUACAUACACGUCUGUUUAAUACAAUGCUGAUUUCCAACAGAAUGAUCAGGUUUAAUUAGUUAUGGUGUAUUUUGGGGCUCGUUUUUGGCACCAUCAAUAUUUUAUCACAGGAUUUUUGCUUCACUGUCUCUGUUCUUAUUCAUAUUUAAAGCCAUUAAAU
Molecule: messenger RNA, 6640 nt
Organism: Hippocampus comes (tiger tail seahorse)
Lineage: Eukaryota; Metazoa; Chordata; Actinopteri; Syngnathiformes; Syngnathidae
Gene: ccser1
Product: coiled-coil serine-rich protein 1
Exons: 11
Coding region: 261-3032 (923 amino acids)
Source: RefSeq, a predicted model, not a curated record